Vigna unguiculata (cowpea) is the source of this 1582-nucleotide messenger RNA. Its product is annotated as Haloacid dehalogenase-like hydrolase (HAD) superfamily protein. The record is from RefSeq and is a predicted model, not a curated record. Lineage: Eukaryota; Viridiplantae; Streptophyta; Magnoliopsida; Fabales; Fabaceae.
GGUAGGUUUUUGGGUUUUACAAAUGAUAGCUACGAGAGAGAAGAGCAGAGGAAUAAGAUGAUGAACAACACUGCUCUGAUGAGAUGCUCCCACACCAACGCACUGUUCAGAGCUUUCGGAGCCAAAUCCCGCUAUUCUUCUCUGUCAAUUUCUUCAAUGCCCAUCAACAAAGGAACUGGUGGGAAGAAGGCAUAUGAUGCAUUGUUGUUGGAUGCUGGGGGUACCCUUUUGCAAUUGGCAAAGCCAGUUGCGGACACUUAUGCCGCUAUUGGAUCCAAAUAUGGAGUAAUCAUGGAUCCAGCUAAGAUAAAGCAAGGAUUUAAGAGAGCAUUUGCUGCUCCGUGGCCUGAAAAGCUACGGUACCAGGGAGAUGGGAGGCCAUUUUGGAAACUUGUAGUUUCUGAAGCCACUGGUUGUGGAGAUGAGGACUAUUUUGAGGAAGUUUAUGAGUACUAUGCAAGAGGGGAUGCGUGGCAUCUUCCGGAUGGAGCUCAUGAAGCAAUUACUCUUCUGAAGGAUGCUGGAGUUAAGAUGGCUGUUGUAUCCAAUUUUGACAACCGCUUAAGGAAGCUAUUGAAGGAUCUUAAUGUCUUAAAUCUAUUUGAUGCUGUCAUUAUAUCAUCAGAGGUCGGAUAUGAAAAACCAGAUUCAAGAAUAUUCCAAGCUGCUCUAGAUGAAGUAAAUGUAGAGGCUUGCAAAGCCUUACACAUUGGAGAUGAUGAAAAGGCAGAUAAACUGGGGGCCAAUAACGUGGGGAUUGAUUGCUGAUAGAAGGAAGAAGUCUUGAAGUCUUUGGUUCAGACCAAGAAUGUGGUCUUCUAAGGAGGUGGAGGAUCGUGUUGCAACAUUACUUGAAGAACCAACAUUGGUUGGACGAUGGACAAGAUCUGGUGAGGGAGUCCCUUCAUCAUCUUCAUAGUUAGGAACAUCAUCUUUAUGAACAUACCCACCUCCAAAUUGCACAAUUUUCAUUUGCUUGAGGGAAGAGUCAGAGAUUUCAUUAGAAAGAGAAGUGCUUUGACAAAGCUCCCCCUCGAUUGGAACCUAUUUGUACUCACAUAUGCGAGAUAUGAGAAUAGAGUAUGGAAGAGGAUAUUGAGUAAGCUUCCUUGCCUUGAGCAUGGUUUUCAUAAACAUCAUUGACCAAUCAAUCAUAAUAUGAUUUGUUAAGCAGUAGAUGAUCAGUAGAUCGACUUCAUUGCAUUGAGCAUGAUUGGUGCCACGUGGGCACAAAAUCCAUACAAUUAGAUAGUGAAGCAGCCUUGCCUCAAUUGUGAGAGGGUCAACCAAUAACUUUUUGCUGAUUUGCAGAUCAGGCUGCCUUAAGAGAGACUAGUAUGUGAGAAUUAUGUUGAAUCCGUUGAUGUGAGUGGACAAGAUAGAUGUGCGUUAAGCGCACUUUCAAAAACAAUUUCAAUAGCAGAAAUCAUAAUUCAAGAAGAGCAUACGAUGUAAGCGCACUUUAGUGUAGAAUUAGAGAAGUAAACUUGAUUAGAACAAAUCUCCAUAAUUCAUUGUAAAUUAACAAGAGAAUCAACCUAAAAAAAAUAGUUUUUCAUGUGAAAAAAAAACUAAUACAAAA